Molecule: messenger RNA, 1640 nt
Organism: Marasmius oreades (fairy-ring Marasmius)
Lineage: Eukaryota; Fungi; Basidiomycota; Agaricomycetes; Agaricales; Marasmiaceae
Exons: 16
Coding region: 65-1528 (487 amino acids)
Biological process (GO): proteolysis
Cellular component (GO): membrane
Molecular function (GO): serine-type endopeptidase activity
Source: RefSeq, a predicted model, not a curated record
GGUGGCUUUACAUAUUUAUACACUUACUCCGUUACUCUCUUUCUCAUUUCUUCCUCUCCACGCCAUGAUUGUGGACCCGUCUCAUUACAGUGAUAGUAAAACUCCGACACCGGAUCCUCAUUCCAUCUUACGAACAACCGCUCCUUCAAUAAUAACGACAACGCCACCAGAAGAUGAAGCAUUCGACCACAGAAGCAUAAUGAGCGAUAAAACCACCCACAGAAACCUCGUACGUGGUACUAGUACUAGCAACAGGAGCAAUAGGGCACCAUCGGCUUAUGCGAAUAACAACUAUGUCAUUGACGAGGAAUCAGCGAUUCGGAGCCAUCCGAAAGCAGAGCACUCAGAAGCAUCGCUAGUGGCCAAUGCCGCGCCUAUGGGGAGUAGGACGAAGUAUCAAAACCUAGAGUAUGCUGAUCCUUACAACUCUGAACAUGACGGACUUGUAACCAACGAACGGAAUGGUUUUGCAAAUACUACAUUCGGACGGUUCAUAGCCAAAGGUCGAUACCCUAUGGAACAGAGAAUAGAAGAUAAGAAACGAGGGAUCGGCAGACAAAAGUAUCCUUUUGUCGUAUGGUCGUUCAGCGUAAUCAUGGUCGCCGUAAUGAUAUACGAACUCGUCGUGAAUUGGAAGGCCCAAGGAACACCCAUAUCCUUCAAGCCUGUCACAAACGUGAUGCUCGGUCCUUCUUGGAGUGCGCUCAUCAAUGUCGGCGGUCGGUUUCCCCCAUGCAUGAAGUUAGUCAACGGCGCCCCACCGAAUGCACUAGUACCCUGUUUGAACGCGACGACGAACCCUCCCGAGUCAGACCGCUUCUGUACUAUCGAAGAAGUGUGUGGAUUCGGCGGUUUCGGUGGCAAGGACCCUAACCAAUGGUUCAGGUUCAUAACACCUAUAUUCUUGCACGCAGGAAUAAUCCACAUAUUACUCAAUUUGUUUGCUCAGCUGACAAUCUCUGCGCAGAUUGAGAGAGAAAUGGGAUCUGGCGGAUUCUUAGUCACAUAUCUUGCUGCUGGCAUAUUCGGAAAUAUUUUAGGUGGCAAUUUCUCUCUUGUCGGUUCUCCGUCAACUGGAGCUAGCGGAGCAAUUUUCGGAACCCUCGCUGUUCUUUGGGUCGACCUCUUCGCACACUGGAAGUAUCACUACAGGCCUGUUCGCAAGCUUGUUUUCAUGAUCAUCGAUCUCGCUGUUGGGAUUGCCAUUGGGUUCAUACCCUUUGUCGAUAAUUUUGCUCACCUUGGUGGACUCUUUAUGGGACUCUUGUUCGGGAUGAUUUUGUACCCCAUUAUUAGUGAGACAAAGAGGCAUAAAACAAUUGUGUGGGCCUUCCGCAUCACUUCCAUCCCAGUGGCUAUCAUCAUGUUUGUGGUUUUGACCAGAAACUUCUACACCUCUGACCCCUAUGCCGCAUGCCAAGGUUGCCGAUACUUGUCCUGCAUACCUAGCAGCAUAAACAAUCAUUGUCAAGGGACGGGUAUCCCGGACUACGGAAACGCCACUACUAGUUCCGCCAGCACGAUAUGAUACUGCACGGUUGUAUUUGAACUUGAGAUAUUAUUUAAGUUACCCAACACUACCAUACCCCUGAAAUAUGUAUUUCUGCAAUCAUUUUAUUCAAGACUUGUGAUGAAUCGCC